UGGUGGAUCCUAGUUGAUGACAGCAACAGCACAAAACGGAACGCUCACUCUUUUUCUCUCUUUCUCUCUCUCUCUCUCUCUCUCUCUCUCUUAGUAUUAUUGCGAUUUGAAGUUACGUUUUUUUUUUUUGGUUAUUAUGAAAAUCGAUAGAAGGUAUUUCUUUCUAAAUACAUUUUUUGCCUUCUUAAAUAUUGUAUCUACGCAACAAAGAGGGAAAUGUGGAAUUGGAGAAUUUCAAUGUCAUGAUGGAGAGUGUAUAGCAAGCGAAUUUUUGUGCGAUGGAGUAGCAAAUUGUAAAGAUCAAUCCGAUGAAACACAGUCUGAAUGUUCUAAACCUCAAUUAGUAUGCUCGCCAUAUGCAUUUAGAUGUAAUUAUGGUGCUUGUAUUGAUGGCGAUCUAACGUGUAAUGGAAUACGAAAUUGCAUUGACAACAGCGAUGAAACAUUGGAUUCAUGUUCGAAUAACUUGUAUAAUACUACAACCUCCGUAAAGUGUUCCAUAAAUCAAUUCCGAUGUAAUAAUGGUGAAUGCAUCGAUGCAGUAAAACUGUGUGAUGGUAAAGUUGAUUGUAAAGAUAGCUCUGAUGAAACAUCUUCUGCAUGUGAAUCAAUGAACUGUGAACCGUAUUUAUUUCGUUGCAACUAUGGUGCUUGCAUAGAUGGUGAUUUAAUGUGCAAUGGUAUAAUAAAUUGUGCGGAUGGAUCAGAUGAGGAUAAAAAAUUGUGUUCAAAUAUGACUACUACUACUACUACUACUACUACAUCUAUACCAUUUAUACCUCCUUCAAGGGGUACGACAUCGACACUUCCCCCUUGGAAUCCGUCACAAUCAAAUUAUUGUUUAGUACCUCCACAGCCAGCAAAUGGUAAACGAAAAUUACAUAAAUCGCAAUGCCAAACAGAAGAAAAUUGUGAUGUGCAAGAAGGUGUACAACUAUCCAAGGGGGCUUAUUUGAUUUAUACCUGUAAUUCUGGUUAUAAAAUAAGUGGUUCCUCUGAUGUAUUUUGUGGUCCAGAAGGAAAAUGGUUAAAUAUACCAAUUUGUUCUGAAAUACGUUGUAAAUCAUUGGCUUCAGCAUCAACAAAUGCUAAAUGUACAUAUAAUGGUCAAUGGACAAUUUGUGAAUCUCCCGUUUUGCCUGGAACAGUAGCAACAUUGAAUUGUCGCAACAGCUAUCGUGAAGAUACGAUAUUUUUAUCAAGACAAAGAGAUCAAGUUACAUGUAACGAAAGAGGUCAAUGGGAACCAGAACCAUUACAAUGUAUUCCAGUAUGCGGAGUUGUUACUCCAAACGCAAAACCUCUCAUUGUACAUGGCGGUGCUGCUAAUAUUUCUCUAUUUCCAUGGCAUGCUACUUUAUAUGAAACAAAAAGUCUAGAUGGACCAAAGGAAUUUAUUUGUGGAGCGACAAUUAUAAAAGAGAAUUUCCUUAUUACGGCAGCUCAUUGUGUUUUUGAUGAAACGAAUAACAGAGUAAAUGAUCCAAAAAGAUAUUAUAUAGCAACUGGAAAUAUUUUUCGUGAUUAUGAUUAUGCGUUACACGAUCCACGUUUCGUUAAAAAGGCUAAGGUGAAAAGCAUUUAUGUCAAUUGUAAUUAUUUAGGCUUAGAAGGAAAUUAUGCUUGGGACAUAGCUCUCUUAGAGAUUGAUGUGCCAUUUGUAUUCUCAGCUUUGUUAUUACCAGCAUGUUUGGAUCAAUCUUUUAUUGAAUCUGGACAAGGGGUUGUUGCAGGAUUCGGUAGAACUGCCUUAGGGCCAUCAAGUUUUAUUUUACAAUCCGUAACACUUCCAUAUGUUCCUCUUAAUCAAUGCAAAUCUGUAGGAAAUACUGUACAAUCUGAGAAAUUUAUAACAAUUGACAAAUUUUGUGCUGGUUAUACAAAUGGAACAUCUGUAUGUGAUGGCGAUAGUGGUGGAGGAUUGGUAUUUCAAACUGGAAAUUUGUGGUUUUUAAGAGGUAUUGUUAGUAUCGGACUUGGUGAAACGCUAUCGGGUGGUAUUAGAAGUUGUGAUAGUCACUCAUAUUCUCUUUAUACACGUAUCUCCAGUCACAUAAGCUGGAUUCAAGAUAUUACUUUCAGAUUAGAAACAUCUAAACCCAUUCCCUCAUGUCGUAGUUCAAGUUCUUAUAUAUUUACAUAAAUUAAUAAUAAAAUAAAGUACUGAUUUUAUAUAAUCCAUUAGUUGUUAAUUCCUACAAUAAAGCAAUAAAUUGGAUACAUUAAAAAA
This is a messenger RNA of Vespa velutina, 2230 nucleotides long. Its product is annotated as modular serine protease-like. NCBI's taxonomy places the organism in Eukaryota, Metazoa, Arthropoda, Insecta, Hymenoptera, Vespidae. Gene Ontology annotation, molecular function: protein binding; serine-type endopeptidase activity. Gene Ontology annotation, biological process: proteolysis. The record is from RefSeq and is a predicted model, not a curated record. Bases 137 to 2143 code for a protein of 668 amino acids. The transcript is spliced from 8 exons.